Messenger RNA from Culicoides brevitarsis, 957 nucleotides. RefSeq names its product progestin and adipoQ receptor family member 3-like. Gene Ontology annotation, molecular function: signaling receptor activity. The transcript is spliced from 5 exons. The record is from RefSeq and is a predicted model, not a curated record. Gene Ontology annotation, cellular component: membrane. Bases 43 to 957 code for a protein of 304 amino acids. Lineage: Eukaryota; Metazoa; Arthropoda; Insecta; Diptera; Ceratopogonidae.
GUCAAAAAUAUCUUAAAAUUAAUUUAAAAAAUUUUCUUCAACAUGAAAAAAAUUAUUUUAUUAAAAAAGCCUGUGAAGCCUCAAGAAGAAAAGGAAAUAACUUACAAAACACACCUUUGUUCGUAUGAAAAUGCACCGAUCCAUCUGAAAUUCAAUCCAUACAUUCUGAACGGGUAUCGUUCAAAACUCACAAUAAAAUUAUGUUUGGAAAGUAUCUUUUGGUGGACAAAUGAAACGAUAAAUAUUUGGACUCACCUUUUUGGAUGCAUUUAUUUUGCGGUUCUCAGUUACGCAGACAUGAAAUUUCUCAGCGUUCAUGCCGAUUUAAUGGAUUAUUUGAUAAUAAUUGGAUGUCUUUUCUGUUUUGAGAUUUGCUUGAUUUCAUCGACAAUUUAUCACACAUUUUCCUGUCGAUCGUCGAAUGUGUACGAAUGUUUACUAACAUUCGAUCUCUUCGGAAUUGCUUUGUCAUUAUUUGCUAUUUUUACGAGUGGAAUUUAUUAUGCAUUUUGGACUGAAAACGAAACACGCAACUUUUACAUGUGCACUGUUGCAAUAUUAUUCACGAUUGCGAUGAUUGUUCAAAUUCCUCGCUUAGACAUUCAUAAUAAUAUUAAAAUGUUGUCUUUAAUUUCAUGGGCAGUUUUUGGGAUUGUUCCUGCGUUUCAUUGGUACCUCAAAAUGGGUGGAUUUGAAAAUAAGAUGGUUGAGCUUUUUAUUCCUCGGAUAAUUGGAAUUUACAUUAUUUCUGGUUUAGCUUUUGUUAUUUAUAUGGCACGUAUUCCAGAACGAUGGUUUGCAGGGAAAAUGGACUUUUUAGGACAUUCGCAUAAUUUGUGGCAUAUUUUAGUGCUAAUUACUUUUAAUUAUUGGCAUAACACAGGAGUUAUGUAUGCUGUUUUUAUGUUGGAUCGCGGAUGCAUUGAUGAUAGAGACAAGUGUUAUUUAUUAACUUAA